AUGGAAAUAGAAAAAUAUAAAUGUGGUGGUUGCAAACAGUGUGAAAUUGUUACCGUCGAAGAUAUUAUCAAUCAUACAUUUCCAACAUCAGAGGUAGCAUAUGAUGUGUAUGUGAGAUAUGCCAAAUGUGUUGGCUUUGGAGUUCGGAAGGGAGAUUUUGUGAAAACCAAAGAUGGUUGUUACUCAAGGCGAAGUGCAACUGUUUGGAGGGUUAAGAAUUUGUUCGAUGAAUAUAACCAUGACUUAGUACCACAAUGCAUCGUUCACCUAAUUCCGAAGCAUCGGCAGUUAACUGAUGCAAACAAGGCACAAGCUGACAUCACGCAUAUGUAUGGUGUGUCAACAUCUCAAAUUAUGUACGGUGGGUAUGCCAGAGCUAGUUUUACAAAGAAAGACUUAGAUAACCACCUUGACAGGAGUCAACACUUACGUAUUUUAAGUGGUGAUGCCAACGCUACCAUAAGCUACCUGUUUGGAAAGGCUGACGUUGACCCGAUGGCUAUGGCACGAUAUAGUUCAACUGCGGAGGAUCGGUUAUGUAGUUUAUUCUGGGCUGAUGGAAUAUGCUGA
Messenger RNA from Arachis ipaensis, 570 nucleotides. The record is from RefSeq and is a predicted model, not a curated record. Lineage: Eukaryota; Viridiplantae; Streptophyta; Magnoliopsida; Fabales; Fabaceae.